Colletotrichum acutatum is the source of this 1431-nucleotide messenger RNA. RefSeq lists its product as uncharacterized. Bases 149 to 1264 code for a protein of 371 amino acids. The record is from RefSeq and is a predicted model, not a curated record. The transcript is spliced from 4 exons. Lineage: Eukaryota; Fungi; Ascomycota; Sordariomycetes; Glomerellales; Glomerellaceae.
ACCCGCUGGCCCUCUUCUUCUCUCUCAUACAUUUAUCCAGCGCAUGGACUGGUAUUUUCUGGCGUGCUGCACCCUCGUUCCUUGUCCUGGCGUCUUCUUCCACGCUACCCAGGCUUGAGUCCACCAGACUCAUACGUCGGCACUCAAGAUGGCGCCAGUAACCCCUCCGAAUCCGCUACCGCCGGACGAGAACGUCAACCCGAUCCUCCUUGGUGUCUCCGGCGUGCUAAUCUUCUUUGUCGUCUUCACAACUUCGAUCCGCCUCUACGUUCGCUUCGCAUUACGGCAUCUGGGAUGGGAUGACUAUCUUAUGGGGAUUGUCGCUAGUCUCGGCAUCGUCAGGUAUGGCGUCCAGUGCGCGCAAGGAAACUCGGGAAAUGGGAGGCAUCGAUGGUACAUUUCGACAGAGGAAUACGUCAACAACAGCAUGCUUGGAUGGUUCGCACAAAUCCUUCUAUUCGCUAGUAUCUGCUUGCUCAAGUGCUCCAUCAUGCUCUUGCUGCUUCGCAUCAAAGACUCUAGCCGGCUUAAAUACUUUUUGUGGUCCGUCAUGGCUGGUCUGGUUAUCACCAACUUUGGCGUCAUCAUCAUCUUGCUCGCCGAGUGUGAUCCCGUCGAGGCAUAUUGGACUGGAAAUGGAGUGUGCUGGGACGCCAAGAUUCGGAUAUACUCGAUCUAUUUGACUAUCUCAUACUCCGUAGCGACAGACUUGUUGUGCUCCUUGUUGCCUCUCGUUGUAGUCUGGCAAGUGCGUAUACCACUGUCGACCAAACUCUCGGUCGGCGCAUUGAUGAGUCUCGGUUUGAUCGCAACUGGCUUCGGUAUUGCACGCGCAGCUUCUCUCGGCCUAGUGACCAACGACUUGAGUUACGUAUACGCAGUAACUGCAAUUUGGUCCAACUUGGAGCUUUACCUUGGAAUCAUUGCUGGAAACCUGGCUCUCUCCAGAUCCCUCUGGUUCUACUUCUUUGGCGAAAAACAGCUCCCCAGUUCCCAUCCCUCAGCAUACGGAAAUUCGUCACAUCGCUCUCGAACUGCGUACAAUAACGGCAGCAGAUUACACGGCGACAACGGCGGUAACACCGACACAUUUAUACGCUCGGAGCGCAGGCCCUCCUUAUCAAAGAGCGACCACAGCGAUAUCCCACUUGAACCAGGCAUCCAGAAGCGAACAGAAUUCUGGAUCUUGGAAGAAGAUGUCGACAGCAGCGAUAAUCACGAUGCGCCGGCGACAAGAAGGACGACAAGGCAAGCGUCGUUGUGAGUGACAGUGGACAGCAAGCAAACGCAGCCCGAAAUGGGCUUCCUUACGCAUUUACGGCGUUGAUGGGGAACGGGGACCCUCUUGAAAGCGUCGUCAGAUACCCGGCAGGGAAGACCAAAGUGGGCGCGUGAAGUCGUAUCAUACACACGAUUCAUGAAGCUACCUCC